Molecule: messenger RNA, 774 nt
Organism: Trichosurus vulpecula (common brushtail)
Lineage: Eukaryota; Metazoa; Chordata; Mammalia; Diprotodontia; Phalangeridae
Gene: AURKAIP1
Product: aurora kinase A interacting protein 1
Exons: 4
Coding region: 103-720 (205 amino acids)
Biological process (GO): mRNA processing
Cellular component (GO): mitochondrion
Source: RefSeq, a predicted model, not a curated record
CAGCUUCGGCCGGCCUGUUUCCCCGAGGAACCCGGAAGUGCCUUGGAAGAGGUGGUAGGAUGCCAUCCUGAGCCUCGCCCUAGAAGGACAGACCCAGAUACCAUGUUUCUCGCUCGAGUGACCUCUCAGUUAACUAGGGCUGUGCCCUGGGCAGGCCGGUGUUUGUCAAGGCCAGGCCCUGUGGUGCCCCCUCCAGUCUCUGUAGCCAAAUGUUGCUGUUACAACACCUGGCCGGCGGGCAGAAAUGGGCCGGCCCCCCAGCCCCAGGCACGGAGAGAUCCGGAUCUAGAGGAGAUGCUUGUGCCCAGGAAGAUGUCCAUCAGCCCCCUGGAGACCUGGCUCACUGUUCGAUACUUGUUCCCCAAGCCUGAGGCCACCAUCCCUCGCCCCAGACCUGGAACGGUGAGCCUAGCCUUGCUCUAUGACUGUCCCCCAAGUGAGGCCAAGGAUGGAGAGGAGCUGGGGGAAGGAGGCUCCCGGGGGGCCCCCAUGAUGCACUGCAAGAAUGUGCUGAAGAUCCGCCGGCGGAAGAUGAACCACCACAAGUAUCGUAAGCUGGUGAAGAGGACCCGGUUCUUGCGGCGGAAGGUCCGAGAAGGGAGAAUGAAGCGGAAGCAGAUCAGGUUUGAGAAGGACUUGAAGCGUUUAUGGAAGAAAGCAGGCUUGAAGCAGGCCCCUGAGGGCUGGCAGCCCCCCAAGAUCUAUGUGAAGAGCACCUGAGCCCCUCCUGAGUGUGUCUGCUGCAGCAUUUUAAUAAAUCUUAUAGAAACAUCA